Messenger RNA from Paramecium tetraurelia, 2493 nucleotides. RefSeq lists its product as uncharacterized. The transcript has 5 exons. Lineage: Eukaryota; Ciliophora; Oligohymenophorea; Peniculida; Parameciidae. The record is from RefSeq and is a predicted model, not a curated record.
AUGCCAUUGAAUUUGAUAGGUUUUGCAAAUGGAAUUUAAUUAUCGCACGAUGAUAUUUACCAAUUGGCAGAAAUCACUGAUUCUCUAAGGGAAAAUAAAAGGUUUGGCUAUUAUUUAAUAUACGAUCGAUUAUUAUUAUCCAUCAGAUAGGCAGCUUUGACUUAAGAGGAAAUUGAAGAAGUAAAGGGUCAAUAUAAUACUGAUGAGAAAGAAGCUGAUUAAGACUUGAUUAUUUACACAAGAGGCAUAUCAAGAUAAAAGCAAGAAAUGGAACAUAACUUCAGUUUCUUUGAAUAGUUGACAGUGUUGGUAGGAUCAGAGAAUGAAGCAUUCAAGUACAAUAUCAAUUAUCUUUUGGCUUACUUUGUAAACAAUGAUGAAUUUGUGUAAAAAUUAACAGCAGUCUAUGUUCACAAAGAAACAGGACAGGAAGUAGAAAUCGAAGGAGUUGAUCUAUUCUCUUAUGAUCAAGAUAAGAUUUUCUAAUAGAAACUUAAUAUUUCUGAAGAAACUUAACCUAAGUAUUUCAGAGUUCAUUACAAUGGUGAAAAUAUGGCUAUGAUAUCGUUCAAAACACAUGAAGCUGAAGAGACAUUUAGAAUCGACAAAACAUUUUCUUACAGAGAAGGAUAGGAUGCAACUGGUUAAUUGGAGACCUAUGCUUUUGAGUAAUUAAGGUUGGCUGGAUUCAGAGGUAGAAUAGUCAAGAAAGAUGAGUAUUCUCAAAUAAUCAUGUUAGCUGCUGAAUAUCUUUAAAAGGAUCCGAAAGUAGAAGAACAAAAAAGAAACCAACCAGAAACAUUGCCAUAAUUACCAGAAAAUUGGAAUCAAGGGAAAUUCCAACUCAUCAUUAAUAGAUGUUCUGAUUGUGAAAAACAUAAGACAACUACUUGGCAUAAUGAGGCUGAUUUCGCCAAUAAAUUUAAUGAAAUUGGAUAAAUUUUAAAAGAUUUAUUCCCAAACAUAGAAGUAAUAGGAAAUUGGGAUAAAACACAACAAUUAGAGCAUUUUGAUGUUUAUAUUAGAGGAGUGGGCUAAUUAAGUUAGAUGGAUAAAGAAGGGAGAGUAUUUUUGUUUAGAAAGAACGAAAAGUUGGCUAAAUUCUUGGAUUGCUUCUUGAAGAGAAUGUUAAAGGUCUAUGAUGAUAUUGUAUUAAUUGCUUAGGCCUAUGGAGAUACAAACUAUCUGGCAAACAAAUAGGAAUAGUUCUUAAGAACCAAUAAUUACUCAUAAAGAUCUAAGAUAGCUCAUGAUCACCCAUGCAAUAUACCUGACAAAUAAGAGAAAUCAGAAAAGGGAGAAGCCUAAUAUGCUGGUUCUGAUUUCAUUUGUAAGAAUUGGGGUUGUGGAUAACCAUAUAAAUUUGAUUCAACUCCGAAUGGUAUUAAAACAUGUAAACAUCACCCUGGUAGAUAUGAAUUCGGAUCUAAACAUGGAUUAUGGCCAGAAUGUUGGACAUGUUGCGGUAAAAAGUGGGAAGCUGAGGGCUGUAAAUUAGAAUAUCACAAGGGUGUUCCUGAAAAAGACUUAUAUAAUAUUUGUAUCAAUGUAGGUCCCUUGGAUCCAAGAACUGGUUAUCCUGAAGGCACUUGUGGAAUGAGAUUCUAAGAUGGGGAUUCUUCAGAAUGUAAAUAUAACUCUGGAACUCAUCAAGCUGCCAAAUGGCCUGAUCCUGCAGCCAAAGUCUAUUUUGUACAAAAAAUUACACAUUGUAAUUAUAAUUUGUUAAUAUAUAUAUAGAAUCCUGCUUAGAAAGAAAAGGAGACUCAGCCAAAUAAAAACAUUCAAAUUAGACCAGAUGUAUUCAGAGAGACUAAACCUUAUAAUGAGUUUAUUAAUAAGGAUAGAUAGAGAUAAAUGAAAUUGAUUGAGACUGAGAAGGAAUUAAGAAUAUGUACAAAUUGGGCAUAAAAAAGAAUAUGUGUAGAUGUCACCCAGGAGUGUUUGAUUUUGGACACACUGCUACUAAAAUUUAAGAAGCUAUUGAAGAAUAUAAAUAAGAAAAAGGAUCCAAAAUUCUAUGGAAACCUCAUUGGACUUGUUGUCGUAAAUCUUGGAAUGAACCAGGAUGUCUUUUAUCAAAACACUCAGGACCUUUAGUUAUUGAAUAUAAGGCAAAUAAAUACUAGUGGCCAGAUCCAAAAGCUUAAAUCUAUUUUAAAAAGAAGGUAUCAGAUAUAUUGGAAAAAAAUGCUUGAAUAAAGUCAUAGUCUGACACCUGAAACAGCCAGUUUGAAAUAUGAUCUAUUGUGCAAGACUUUAGGAUCUGGAGGAUAAAUUUCUGUUUAUAAACUGCCUGAAUUAUGUGAUAAAUUCGAACUUAAUCUUUGGGUUUGUAGUGAAGACUUGGCAUUUUAAUUUAAAUUUACAGAUAUCAUGGAAGGUAGAGCUCAGGAAUAUUUGGCAGACACAAGUGGAAAUAUUGAUAAACAUAAAUUCUUAGAUUGGUGGUUUGCUGAUGUCAAUAGGAUGUUAGAAAUUUCAUCAAAAUGA